Nezara viridula (southern green stink bug) is the source of this 974-nucleotide messenger RNA. The record is from the annotation of a GenBank genome assembly. NCBI's taxonomy places the organism in Eukaryota, Metazoa, Arthropoda, Insecta, Hemiptera, Pentatomidae.
GUAAGUGUUAGUGUGUCGUGGAGGUCAGCCCAGGAUGGGAUCCAAAGUAGAGUACGUCGACUCCUCUCAUAUUUACGCCACCAAUUACCUUAGGAACUCCAAGGCGAUCGGGGUUCUUUGGGGCAUCUUCACUAUAUGUUACGCCAUCAUCGUGGUCGUUGCCUUCCUCACACCGGAAUGGAUGGGUGACACGUCUGACUCGGAGUACCCUGGUAGGUUUGGACUGUGGAAGAUGUGUUUCUACGGAGGAUCUUCUGAAGAGUGUCUCGGUUGGUUGGGAGAUCCUUCUUCUGUUCCUGGUCUCUUCUUUAAAUUGGCUUCCGCUUUGGCAGCAUUUUCCAUUCUGCUCGCAGCUGCUACCAUUCUGGCCAUACCACUUUUUCUUUUUUUACCUUCGACGACACUUUUCAAGACUUCUGCCUGGCUUCAGACUGUUUCUGGAGUUGCUUUGAUCGGAAGUGUGGGAGUCUACCCGAUGGCCUGGGACGGCGAAUUGAUUCGUCGGACAUGCGGGGAAUCUGCCGGGCGCUAUGCUCUUGGAGACUGCUCGCUUAGGUGGGCUUAUAUAUUGGCCGCCAUCGCAUGCUUAGACGCUUUCAUCUUAGCAACUCUAGCUUUUAUCCUAGCCACAAGGCAUAUCAAAUUGCAGCCAGAACCGAUAUAUACAACAAAUGGUUCAUUAUAUAAAGGAGAAGUAAAUGGAGGAUUCAUGGGUGAUGGUCAUUCGAUAGCAGGAUCAAGAAAAUCACUGAAUUUACAUCCAGUUUUAUUGAUGCCACAACCAGGUGAUAUGGACCGCUAUUCCGAAUUUUCCAACAGAACUGGAAGAUCGAAGUCAUCGGUAUAUCGACCAGAUUAUGCAUCAAGUAUGCAGAACUUUCAACUUUAAUUGGCCAACAUUUGGCUUGGACGUGUUGGGUUAAUGUUUAUGUGUGUGUGUGUGUGUGUGUGUGAGAGAGAGAGAGAGAGAGUGU